AUGGAGUGGCCUGUCCGUUUUCAUCGACUGCCUGGCGCUUUGCGGUUGACGGAUACCGUUCUUCAGUUCCUGCCUCUGGAUCGCGAUGCAACCGUUCGCAUCAUACCGCUGAGUCGGGUGAAGCAGGUUCUGGUAUCGGCCCCGGGAAGCCGCGUACACCUUCUAAAACUACAACUGGAGGAUGCAACCUCCGCAGUUUUCGAGUUUGGCGGGGACCAGCGGUCCCGUGACCAGGCACGUGAGGCGAUCGCUCGUGGGCUUCGGCGUCGUGGGGAGGUGGUGGCGGCGGCGGCGGCUGCAAGGCCCGUGGACGACCACGAUCCGCUCUAUCGGGAGCUGGUCGAGUCCGGUCUUGUUCCUGAGGAUGUUUAUCGCCUGUAUGCGCCGUAUCGGGAGGCAGCAAGCUGGCAGGCGAGGCUUUUCCAGGGUGGCACGCUUGUUGAGGCACCCGCGCAACGUGCCGGUCUACCGUCGGCACUCUUAUCGGAACUUCGACCCGCCGAGGAGAGCGGGCGCCGUGUCAAGUAUCGCUUUGAUCCGGCAACUAUUCAUCAGAUCUUUGUAGAGGAACCUGCGGUUCAGCGCGCCUACGAGGAUACAGUGGCUCGUGGCGUCCUUGAUGAGAAAAGCUUCUGGAAAAAGUAUGUUGAAAUGCGGACGGCGUUGUCGGCAUCUGCAAAUGGAGUCAGGCCCAGUGAUGCCCACGCUGCCGCACGUGCCUUUUUUGCCAAAUACGAACAGCAUACUCGAGAUCAUUCAAGCCGGAGCGAUCAUGAGAACGAGGCUGCGGGAGCUUCGCAGAGCGCGCUCCCUCUCGACGUGGACCUUCGCCGCAACGAAUACGCCUCGCAGGAGCAUCGUGAGGAGCACCUCGCUGAUGCCCUCGAGCUCCUCCAUCGUUUCAACCGUCAUGGUCAACUGGUAAUGGAUGCGAGCCACUUUCGACCGGAAGAGCAGGAGUGGUUGAAACGUUCUUCCCUGAUUCUCGAAGAGCUGGUGGAAUCGCCUGCCUCCGAUUCCAGCGAUGACAACGUUGAGCUCGACGGCCGCGCCUGCGACGCAACAGUGCUCGCCGCUGGCCUGCUUCCCGCUCCAUUUCAAAUAGAGCGGGUCGCUGGUGAAGCCUAUCGUGCAGCACUUUGUGCGCUCUCCGAUGCAAAUCUGUGCUAG
Cyanidioschyzon merolae strain 10D is the source of this 1170-nucleotide messenger RNA. RefSeq lists its product as hypothetical. Gene Ontology annotation, biological process: nucleotide-excision repair; transcription by RNA polymerase II; transcription by RNA polymerase I. NCBI's taxonomy places the organism in Eukaryota, Rhodophyta, Bangiophyceae, Cyanidiales, Cyanidiaceae. The record is from RefSeq and is a predicted model, not a curated record. The transcript has a single exon. Gene Ontology annotation, cellular component: transcription factor TFIIH core complex; transcription factor TFIIH holo complex. Bases 1 to 1170 code for a protein of 389 amino acids.